This is a messenger RNA of Aureobasidium subglaciale EXF-2481, 3138 nucleotides long. RefSeq lists its product as uncharacterized. Gene Ontology annotation, cellular component: nuclear pore outer ring. The record is from RefSeq and is a predicted model, not a curated record. The transcript is spliced from 2 exons. The coding region runs from base 1 to 3138 and encodes 1045 amino acids. Gene Ontology annotation, molecular function: structural constituent of nuclear pore. Lineage: Eukaryota; Fungi; Ascomycota; Dothideomycetes; Dothideales; Saccotheciaceae. Gene Ontology annotation, biological process: positive regulation of DNA-templated transcription; protein import into nucleus; mRNA export from nucleus.
AUGUUCAAGGUGCCCGACUCGGAUCCGCCAUCGACGCCAAACUCACGUCGCGGCGACGAUGAGCACCCGUCAACAACGCCAGCACAAGCGCCGCCGACCGGAUACACCAAUGCCUCGUUCACUCCAGCUGGGCCCCCACCGCCCAGUGUCUACGGCAGCUCACUGUUUGCCGAAAGCCGGAAUACCUUCCACCCACACUCCAAAGCGCCGAAGCCCUCGUUCGCCCUGCCGAGCAGUCCACCGCGCGACCAUCACAGAGACGACGACGACGACGACAUGGAUGCCGAUGCCGAUGGCGAGAGCGUCGUAGACCACUAUCCCAACAACCAGCUGCCCGCCUUCAACUCUGCCUUUCCCUCGGCCUUCCGCUCGGUCAACAAGCCUACAGCCAUGUCGUCCCCUCGUGGCCUGAAACGUUCCCGUUAUGGAGAUGUCAUGGGUAACUCUUUGCGCCAGUCCACCGGCCUGCGCAUCGACAAGGAUAGACAGACGGCCAUUCCUGGUCUUGCAAAGAAGCUGGCCACCAAGCCCUCCCCCGAGCUGUCAGAGCCCGACGACAUGGUCCUGCGCUCCGAUGCCCUCAUGGCCCAGUUGUACCAGGACAUGCAUCUCGCUCAGAACACAGACUCUCCUGCUCUCCUCGACCGCACAGCACAACAGCUCGCCCAGCUAUGGCAGAAACAUUCACAACUCAAGUCACAAUCCGGCGCCAUCGGCCCAAAGUCUCUGGACAAUCUCGACAAGGCAAACUAUCUGGCUCAACUCGCUCUCCGCCUCCAUCAUCCCGCAUCCGCAUCCGCAUCCGCAUCAUCCAACACCCAUCUUCCCUACCAACGCUCCAACGCCUACUCCAACCUCGUCAUGUCAUCAAACCAUCCCACCUCCAUCCCGCGCGCCCUGCUCGAUUGGCUCAUCACAUACCACAACCCCUUUCCCGAUGAUCUCACCGAUGUUCUGCGCUACCGCCCCACUCCCGUCGCUCACGAUCGCUUCUGGGACAUGGUCUAUGCCUGUACCUUGCGCGGCGACUUGGUCAACGCCAUCAACCUACUAGAAACUGCCGACUGGUCACAAGCUGAAUCUGCCCUAGAAGAUGGUUACGACGAGCCCGGCUAUACCGGUAAUCAUCUGCACGCUGUUCGAGAUGUUGUCGGUCGCUGUGUGGACCUACUCAGCACCUGCCCCGCUCUGUGCGAGAAUGACUGGGAUGUCAAGGGCUACGACUGGGCCAUUUUCCGCCAUCGUGUUCGUCGUGAGUUGCAGGAUCUGCAGCAGUUCGCAGAAGCAGACAGUCGUGAUAAGGACCCUUACUCAGCCGCUCCGUUUGGCAACACGAGCAUGAGCUUUAGCACUGCCAGCCGUCGUGCAGAGAGCAAGGUGCCUUGGCUGAUCUAUGAGAGUCUAAAGACUCUGUAUGGCCAGCUCUUGGGUAAGCGUGACGAGAUCAUGGUUGCUACUCAGGAUUGGCUAGAGGCCGUCAUCUUCCUCACUGCCUGGUGGGACGGCGAAGACGACGAUGUCAUUUCAGACGAUCUCGCUGCCAGUAGACGCUCCAUGCGCCAAUCACAAUCUAUCCGCCAAGUCGAUGUCUCACCUCUCUUUGCCUACAAGAAACAACUGCUCCUGGCCUUUGCCGCCACCACCGACAAACCUGACGAGGAAGAGUUUUAUCUCAACACUCUCAAUCCUGUCCACGUCGGUCUAGGCUGCAUCUGCGAGGAUGAUAUUCAGGGUCUUGUAGGAAUCCUGAAGACGUGGUCGUUGCCCAUUGCCUCCGCUGUGGUCGAAUUGGCCAGUGCUGCCGGCUGGAUGCCAAACUCGGCAAGAAGUAUCAUUGACGCUUUCGAUCAGGACGACCUGAUGGUUUUGAAUCACGGUAUGCCAUCACAACCCGACUUGAUCAAGCGUGAUGAUGUCUUGGUCCAAUUCGCGUCGGUGCUGGCAAAGAAAGACUCCUUCAAGAACGCAACUGGCAAACCGGUACAAGAAGGCUGGGAUCUUGCUUGUCGUGUUCUCGGACGUCUUGAUAGUUUCGAGACUGCCAAGUCGAAAAUAUCGGAAGUUCUGGAUCACAUUUCGCUUGACUCCACAGCGCGGGUAGACAAAGUGCUCGCGGUUCUUAACGAAAUUGGCUUGCCUGAUCAAGUGCGUGAGGUAGCAGAGCGUUACGCCGACGAUUUGGCAGCUUCCAGUCAAGAUUAUGGCAGCGCCUUGGUAUAUUACGCUCGCGCACACGCCUCCCGAAAGCUUCGCAGUACAAUUGACCUGCUUAUCUCCUUAUGUCUGGUACAGAGCGCCGCAUUCCCCCCGCAAGCGAUCAUCGACUCACAGCUGGACGCUCUGCUCAACGAUCAGCACGCUGCACUCCAUCAAAUCGCGCGUCAAGAUGUCGCAGCUGCUCAACUACUCGCAUCACAGCUCAGUGGUUACGCAACGUUACGUCGCUUCUAUGACUUGCGCGACGCGGAUGCCGUGAAGGAUGUAGCAGAAGUCGAUGUCGAAGGUGAUGAGGAAGCUGCGACUCGCAAGCCUGGUACGUUGAGACCACUGGCGAGAAAACGCGAAGCCGCUAGGGCGUUGAUGGCUGUCAUUGAGUCCGCCGCGGAAAGUAUCCGUGGUGGCUUGUAUGAUCCCGACGCUCAAUCAGUGGUACAAGUCGAUGCCCUCAUGGCUUUGUUGUGUGAGGCAUUACCUUUGAUGAAUCAAACAAAGCAAAUCCUGAAGACACCGCAUCUCUUGACACUGAUCCGAGCAAUUGAAGACUUGGAAACGAUAACUCCGGGUAUCUACGCUCAGAACUCUGUGGUCUUCACCGCCGCAAUCAGUAGCCACGUCGCGAAUUUAAGUACACAGCCCAACCAUACUCCGACAUCCUCAACGCCUGAUCUCAGCAAGUCAAUUGCGGGCUUGAAGCAGAGUGUGAGUUGGAACAUGGUUAACAGCAGUGGCAGUAUCGCUUCCGAAAAUAGCGGAAAUAGCGACGCAGGUGGCAACGCGAUGAGAGGCGUACAAAUCAAGAGAGCGUGGGAUUGGAGGGUCGGUGCCGUGCACAUGAAGGGCAAGAGCGUCAAGCCCGAGGAUGUCAUGAGAGUCUUGAGGUGUCAGGUUGCUAUUGAGAUGAGCAAGGUGUGGAUGUAG